Molecule: messenger RNA, 1611 nt
Organism: Necator americanus (New World hookworm)
Lineage: Eukaryota; Metazoa; Nematoda; Chromadorea; Rhabditida; Ancylostomatidae
Exons: 15
Coding region: 1-1611 (536 amino acids)
Molecular function (GO): aldehyde dehydrogenase (NAD+) activity
Source: RefSeq, a predicted model, not a curated record
AUGAAGGGAUCGAACGAAAGCUGCAACUGCAAAUCAUCGGUUUGGUUAUUUACGGAAACGAACACCAGAAUGGCGUCUUACCUCGUAAACGACGGGAAAUACGCGUUUCUGAAAGAACUUGGGCUCUCAGAGAACAACUGCGGCGUGUUCCAUGGAAAAUGGGCUGCUUCUGGUGCAGUUAUCCAGUCAGUGUGCCCAGCAAACAACAAACCAAUCGCUAACGUUCAAAAUGGAACUGUAGAGGAUUUUGAGGUUGCUGUAAAGGAGGCACAUAAGGCUUAUGAGCAUUGGUGUGAGGUUCCCGCUCCACGGCGAGGUGAAAUUGUUCGUCAGAUUGGCGACAAACUACGAUCGCAAUUGCAGAAUUUGGGUAAACUAGUGUCCAUGGAGAUGGGCAAGAUUUCUCCUGAAGGUGUCGGCGAAGUACAAGAGUACGUGGACAUUUGUGACUAUGCUACUGGCCUGUCAAGAUCACUUAAUGGGCAAAUUUUGCCAUCCGAAAGGCCAGGACACGCUCUCCUAGAGCAGUGGAAUCCAUUGGGUGUUGUCGGUGUAAUAUCCGCCUUCAACUUCCCAUGCGCUGUAUACGGAUGGAACAAUGCUCUUGCUCUAGUAACCGGUAACUCAGUUAUUUGGAAACCAGCUCCAUCUACACCACUUACUGCUAUAGCAGUGACAAAGCUUGUUGAAGGAGUUCUGAAGGCGAACAACUUACCAGGAGGAUUGUGCUCACUUGUUUGUGGAGAGGGUGACGUCGGACAAGCACUGGUGAAGGACAAACGUGUAAAUCUGGUCAGUUUCACUGGAUCGACAGAAGUCGGGCGAAUUGUUGGUCAGCAAGUGCAGCAACGAUUCGGAAAGCUGCUCCUCGAACUCGGUGGCAACAAUGCUAUAAUUGUGAAUGAUGAUGCUGACUUGAAUAUGGUUGUACCGGCAACGGUGUUUGCAGCUGUUGGUACAGCUGGACAAAGGUGCACAACGACUAGGCGUCUGUUAGUACAUGAAUCAGUUUACGAUACUGUAGUUGAACGUGUAAAGCGUGCCUAUGCCCAGUUUGAGUCGAGAAUUGGAGAUCCUUUGGAAUCAAACACAAUCAUCGGUCCUCUGCAUAACGAGGUGGCUGUGAUGAAGUACAAAGCAGCUGUGGCAGAAGCAAUUGCCACCGGUGGUAAAGUGGAGUAUGGAGGAAAGGUCCUGGAACGUGAAGGAAACUUUGUGCUACCAACAAUUAUAACUGGACUUCCACACGAUGCUCCAGUAAUUAUGCGAGAGACAUUUGCUCCAAUUCUAUACGUCAUAAAAGUGAAAGAUUUGGAUGAGGCGAUCAAGUUCAAUAACGAGGUGUCACAAGGAUUGAGUUCUUCGCUGUUCACCAAUAAUAUCCAAAAUGUAUUCAAAUGGAUGGGACCGAAGGGAAGUGACUGCGGUAUUGUUAACGUGAACAUUCCAACAUCUGGUGCCGAAAUUGGAGGCGCAUUUGGUGGUGAGAAGGAGACCGGUGGUGGCCGUGAAUCUGGUUCCGACUCCUGGAGGCAAUACAUGAGGAGAUCAACAUGCACAAUUAACUUCAGCAAAGAUUUACCUCUGGCUCAAGGCAUCAAAUUCGAGUGA